UAAAAAAUAAAUAUUGCAAUCGGAUUUAGUUAAUUAUAAAAUUUCAGUUUUAUAACUGAAACAGAUGUAAAAGCAAUCACAGACUGUAUUUCACAGACCAGUGAUAUGAUGUAUUGUUUGUAGUACUUAUGUAGUACUGUACAGUUUACUCUCGUAAGGUUCAAAGCUUAUUUAUCACCAUCAUAAGAUGAUGUACAUGUUAAACACGGUCUAAAACAAAUUUUGCUAAUUUAUAAUAAGGUUUUACAACAAAAAUUUAUAAUUAUUGGAUCUAAAAUUUUUGCAUGAUGAAAACUGCUCAGGAAUUUAUUCAAAAUUCCUUUUCUCCGGUCAUUGCAACAUUAUGCAGUUCAAAAGUGGAAAAUAUAGUUGGCAAAAAUAACUUAACCCUCCCAGAGUUAUUACAACCUUUUACAACUGUUGAUUGGGAAGGUCAAAUCCGUGAACCAGGAGGAGGAAUAUGCACUAUAAAAAAUUUUGACUUAGUCAUAAGGGAUGUAAAUUGGAAACCUCUUCCACCAACUGAAGCAAGAAGACAACUGAACAAUGCAGUCUUACACAAUUAUGAUGAAAAAACUGUACCAAUUAAUAUAGAAGGACAUACGAUUGAAAUACCUCAAGCUACACCUUGGUUUGAUGCCUGGAGAGAGACAUAUCUUGAAGUACAAUUUCCUUCAGAUCAUGAAUUUACUAAACACUUUCUGGCGUGUAUUAUUGUUGCAACUACUUUGGAUGAUAAUAUAAUUGAUGUCUAUAAUGCAUUAAAUCAACAGUAUGCCCAACUACAAAAUGUUACACCACCUAAAUUACCUAAGUGGUUUAACGCUGCAGUCUUAAAGUCAUAUCUUCUUCUUCAUGAUUCAUCAGCAGUUCCUAAGGAGAAAGCAAUUAUGACAUUUGAAAAUGUAAAACAUAAUUUUGGUGCUACAAACUGUUUUAUGUUAUCAAUAAAUUCUAAACAUGCUGCAGAUCCGAAACUUCAAACUGAUUUUUGGACCAGAUAUUUAAGGAGAUCCAGGGAAUUAACUAAUGAAUCUUUGGCAGGCUCUCUUCAAGUACCAUCAUUUGAUUCUCAAGUCACAUUCUCUCCAGCAAAUGUAACUACUCCAGAUGAGAAACUGAUUACUGCAACAACAUCUACAAACCUUGAAGGUGUCCAUCCUCUUACUACUACUGACAAUGAUGUGUAUGAUAACGCAAACAGCUUGGAGCCAUGUUCUUUUUCUGGCAGUUCAGAAAGUGUAAAUGUGACUGGCAAGUCUUUAGAUAGUUUAUCUGAAAUCCAUGGUGCUGCACUAAAUGCGAACGAUAUAGAUGCAAUAAAAAGUUUCUUGCAUGAGUAUGCAUCGAAAGCGUUGAUACCACAGUUAGAAAAACAAAUUGCACAAUUAACUGAAGUUGUUGCAAAUAAAAAAGGUGUGAGUAGAUCUCUAUUAUCGGCAACUAAACGAUGGUUUACCACUGGAAAGUCUGGAGCUGCCACAGUUAACAAUACAGUUAUAUACUCGACCGAUUGUGCUGAACUACAAUUGCGACGAUUAGGUGACCUUUGGUUUCUGUGUGGGCAAUGGCAGCGGGCCUUCGACGCUUAUCAUACCGCGAAAAGGGAAUUCUAUGCUGACAGUGCAUGGCUGUGUUACGCGGGUGCGUUAGAGAUGGCCGCGAUCAGUGCUUUUAUGGCAGGAGAAGCCAAUAGAAAAACCUAUGGAUACAUGGAAGAAAGUAUUAUAACUUACCUCAAUACCUGUAGAAUGAUACAGUAUGCAGUCAGAGCCACUUUACUUUCGGUUCCGUGCUUGAUCAACGCUGGGAUGUAUGGCGAAGCUGCCAAACAGCUCAUCCGCAUGACCUCUGAAGACAGCGAUUUACGGAGUGCCAUGCUUCUUGAGCAGGCAGCUCUGUGUUUCCUUAAAGGCCCAAGUAAUAAAAUCAUGUCGAGAAAAUACGCUUUUCACAUGGUGCUAGCUGGGCACAGAUUUUCUAAAGCUGGGCAGAAGAAACACGCAUAUAGGUGUUACAAACAAGCUUAUCAGGUGUAUUCGGGGAGCGGGUGGCGUCUAUCGACGGACCACGUGCAGUUUGCGUUGGGGCGGCUAGCGGGCGCACUGCGGUCGCCGGAAUCGGCCGCAUCGUGGCUGGCCGCACCUCUCGCACCGCACUCGCCGCAACCUGCGGCCCAGCAAGACGCCUUUCUGCGCGAGUUCAUGCUCGCCCAUCAGCAAUGGGUGGAAACAUCAGAUGAGUACAAAGAACAUCUUCCAGUUUUGCCAGUGCCCCUACUAUCGAGUGAAGAGACCGCAGUAUUAUGCGUGGGUCCUGCACCUCUCUCCUCGCCAGGGAGAACUCCCGCUACGUCUCUAUCCUUACCGCCCCAGGCAGAUACAAGCAUAGACGACCCUUAUUGGCACAAACUAGAGGAAACACUGCUCCAGGUUGCACAAGGCAGCAUACCGAUGAUAUUUAAGCCAACUAUAGAUUUGUAUACACAAAAAACUGAUAGCAAUCCAAUUGUUCCGAAAGGAGAGCCUAUCCAAAUUUCCAUAACUUUAUAUAAUCCAUUAAAGAUUUCAUUACUUUUGAAAGAAAUCGAACUUUUAUGGCAGUUCACUCCAAAUGUAGAGGAAACAGACACAUCCAAAGAGGAAGUCCUGAACAAUGAACCCCUGUUAGCUACUGGACAAGUCCUUGAAAGCAACGUGAUACACGGUCAGAAAAUUCAGUCAUUUUUGCUAGAUGGAGAUUGCAAAAAAACAUUGAAUUUCACUGUUAUACCAUUGAAAAUUGGGGAACUAAUAAUACAAGGAUUAGCCUUUAGACUAAUAAAUGCCGCAGAAGGUAAACAGAAUGAAAACAACGUGAAGGUGUUAGGAAAAUUAAAUUUAAGAGGUAGUGACAGCAAUUUUUCGGAUAAACUGUUGCAAAUAAAAGUUAUUUCUCAAGCACCAUGUUUACAGAUGACUUUGUCUGAAACCGGAGCUGAUGUGAUAAGCGGAGAAAUACUGACAGUAGAUGUUGAGUUCCGGAAUGUGGGCCCGGUUCCUAUGAGCAAACUGUACGUGGCUGUAUCGCAUCCCGAAUGCAUGAGCGUUGUCAGCACCGAUGACAGUGUGGAUGAUUUCAAGGCCUUAUAUGACGACAAAUAUCGCCCACCACCUGAUUUUUCUGACGAGCGUGCCGCACGGGCGGAAUCGCGAGCACGGGCGGCAGCACGGCGCGUAACGCUUGUGAGUGCGCACGGCGUUGCCGCCAGCACCGCGCGAGCGUCGCUGCUUCUGCGGCCACACGCACGCGCACCGCGGUUAUACCUGCUAGCCUACUACGAGACGGGGCAGGGGGCGCGCGCUUACCGCCUGCUACGACACGUCUUUCGCUUCCACCCCACUGAGACAGUCGAGAUUAUGACGACACCGCGUAGAGGGCUAGGUCAUUCUGGUGAUCGUGUUUUAGAAAAUAUGAAUCUUUCCGUUGAAAUUAAAAACAUAUGUAAUGAAAAAUACGAUAAUAUAACUCUAGAAGUUCUGGAGGCUUCAUUACUAAGCAGGCAAUGGAAGUUGACGCAACUCACGACGGCAAUCGACUCCGAAAAUACUUUAAUUUCUAGAGAAAGAGCUCACCUUAUACUAAAAAGUGCAAGGAUUCUUGAAGAUAUUUCCGAGGGGCAGGUGGAGUAUUCCUGUCUCAAAAUUGCUAAAUAUCACCCUGAAAGUAAAGAUGACAUCAACAAGCCUCCGUAUUCGAAAUUCGUGACCGACGAUACGCCUUCAUUAUUCGAUAUCGUCGAUACAAGUGACAAAGAAGAAAGAGGUGGAUUGAUACGAUCCAUGUUUGUUUUGAGAUGGAAGGCGCAUAACAAAAAGACAGGUCGAGCAGCCAUCGGUCAACAUUGCCUUUGGCUACACUGUUUCGGCAAGACACUUUCACGUGAAAGAGAAAAAGUACCCAUUGAAGCACUCAGCGUUCAUCUUGGUGAAGUGGAUACCCGCAUAGAUUUACACGAAACAAAGGGCAAGACUGAGAACAAUGAUGUCGUUGUCUUUAGAUUGGAACAUUCCAGUUACAUAGAUCACGACUUUAAAGUUAAUAAAUUAUGUAUGAUACCUGUUGAAAUCAAUAUUGUGAACUGCUAUGGAGUACCUGUAAAGGUUUUCAUUGAUAUGUCGCGACAACAAAAUAAGGACAGUUAUGGAGAACUUGGCUGGGCUGGUGCUUUAAGCAAUGGGCUGGAUGUAGGGUCAAAGGAUUUGGGUUUAAAUGUUACUCUAAAGAAGUUUGAAACCCGUUGCCUACAGGUGCGUGCUUUAUGCGCAUCGCCAGGCACUUAUUUGGUGGGCUCCGCAUUUUCGGUGAGCACGAUGCUGAGCGCCGAAACUCGCGCUACUACGCGUUUUCCCAACAGCGCCUCACUUCUAGUCGUCAAACAAGUCGUUUGAUAUCCUCGAUAGUAGAGUAUAGUAAAAUAUAUCAACUAUUAUACACAUGGUUAAGAAUAAAUUUCCUGCAUUCGCACAUAGCUCAAUAUUUGCUGUGAAAAAAAAAACAAUUUUACCUAUUAUAAGCUAAUUAUUGAGAUAAUUAUUUAUUUAUAAAUGAUAU
Pararge aegeria (speckled wood butterfly) is the source of this 4593-nucleotide messenger RNA. It is a transcript of the gene l(3)76BDm, whose product is annotated as trafficking protein particle complex subunit 8. Lineage: Eukaryota; Metazoa; Arthropoda; Insecta; Lepidoptera; Nymphalidae. The record is from RefSeq and is a predicted model, not a curated record. Gene Ontology annotation, biological process: endoplasmic reticulum to Golgi vesicle-mediated transport; protein localization to phagophore assembly site. Bases 285 to 4430 code for a protein of 1381 amino acids. The transcript has 19 exons. Gene Ontology annotation, cellular component: phagophore assembly site; TRAPPIII protein complex; cytoplasmic vesicle.